CGGCGAUAACCCGCCCCGGUUGAGCCACCGCGAUCUACCUUGAUUUUGCUCCGCUGCUCCCCUCCCCCCUCUCCGCCUCCCCCCUCUCGCGUAUCUGGCCACUCUCUUGCAUUUGCCAUGGCUCCCCCGUCGAUUCUCAACGCCUGGAAGUCGCUCUCGCGCUUCCCGCCGUUUAUGCGCACCCUGGCCUUCCGCUACAUGGUCUCCUCGAUCGCCCCCUACUCCGGCACCAUUUUCCCCAAUGUCCAGCACCUGGACACCCACAAGUGCCUGGUCUCCAUCAAGGAGCGCCGGAUUCUCAAGAACCCCUUUAACAGCAUCCACGCCGUGGCCCUGACCAACCUUGGUGAGCUGGCGUCCGGCGUCAUGGUCAUGUCGGCUCUGCAGGAGAACGGCCUCCGGGGCAUUGUCACCAAGCUGGACACCGAGUACCACAAGAAGGCCAAGGGUGUCGUGACGGCUGAGGCCCUUUCUCCCCCCUAUGACAUUUCCGGAAACCCCAUCACCCCGAAGGCCCUGGCCGCCGGCGCCCCCCCCGCCGGCACCGAUGCCGGCAGCACCGAGGCGGCCCCCCAGGCUUCUGGGCCCUCCUCCGCCAGCAGCGAGACCCCCUUUCCGGUGAAGGAGCUCCUCCUGCCCGGCGAGUCCGAGAAGCAGGUUCAGUUCAAGACCACCAUCCGCGACGAGGCUGGCGAUGUGGUGGCCAUCACCACUGCCCGCUGGAUUGUCCGCGCUCUUCCCCAGGGCCAGUCUAAGAACUGAGCGCCUGCCCCUUGCUUGACCCCCACCCGCCCUCGCUUGUGGGUGUAUCAGAAUAGUGACAUCCACCUGCUUUUAUCAA
Fonticula alba is the source of this 841-nucleotide messenger RNA. RefSeq lists its product as hypothetical. The transcript is spliced from 3 exons. The coding region runs from base 118 to 762 and encodes 214 amino acids. Lineage: Eukaryota; Rotosphaerida; Fonticulaceae. The record is from RefSeq and is a predicted model, not a curated record.